AGGGUUUGCAGCUCAGCUCGAUAAUUGGAUGCACAGAAAGACACGUGCCCCCGCAAUCUGCGCUAUCAGCUCAACUCUUGCCUUUUCUCUCCCCCUCUCCCCCACCUUGCUCCACACAACUUUUGAAGACGGACGCCGACGGACCAGCCGGGGAAGAUGAUGAGCUUUUGCAUCGCCCUGUUCAUCAGUUACACUCUCGCCCUGGGAUCUAGCGGACAUCCUUGUCAUCCCAACCCUUGCCAGAAUGGAGGAUCAUGCCUGGCCGGAGUCUCCUCGGAUCCCUACUACUGUAUUUGUGUGGAUGGAUUUACUGGGAAACACUGCACUGAGGUGGAGCAAGGAAGUGGUGCGGGGGAACACACCGGGCAUACGUUGGAAGACGUAAGGUAUAACGAUGUCACUACCUACUCCAGACACUCAGGCCAUUGUUAUCCUAACCCCUGUCAAAAUGGUGGUCUAUGUGAAUUAGUAUCGCGUAGAGGAGAUGUCUUCAGUGAGUACAUCUGCAAGUGCCCUACUGGUUUCCAGGGUGUUCACUGUCAAACAAAUAUCAAUGACUGUGCUUCCCAGCCUUGCAAAAAUGGAGGGAGCUGUGUGGAUCUGGAUGCAGAUUACUCAUGCAAUUGUCCGUCUCCAUACAUAGGAAGAGCCUGCCAGCACACGUGUGUAUCUGCACUGGGGAUGGAGGGAGGAGCAAUUGAAGACUAUCAGAUCACCGCAUCCUCUGCGCAUCUGGGAUUCUUGGGCCUGAAACGCUGGCGCCCAGAGCUAGCACGACUCAACAACAAAGGAAUUGUCAAUGCUUGGAGUAUGGCGACCUUUGACCUUAACCCCUGGUUUCAGGUCAAUUUGCUGAGAAAGAUGCGAAUCACUGGGGUCAUUACCCAGGGUGCCUUGGCUGUGGGGGCACCAGAAUACAUCAAAGUCUUCAAAAUUGCUUAUAGUUCUGAUGGAGUAAACUUCACCAUUUUUAAAGACAGUGAGAAAAACAAAGAAAAGAUAUUUACCGGAAAUCACAACAACAAUGAGCAGAAGAAGAAUCUGAUCAACCCCUCCAUCAUUGCUCAGUACAUUCGCCUUAUUCCAGUGGUGUGCCAGAGAGCCUGUACUCUGCGCAUGGAGUUAAUUGGCUGUGAACUGAAUGUUUACUUAAACACAACAGGUUGCUCGGAGCCACUCGGGAUGAAGUCGAGGCUCAUCAGCGACAAGCAGAUCACUGCCUCAAGUACAUACAAAAUGUGGGGGAUUGACGCUUUCACCUGGGCACCUUGCUUAGCGCGCCUGGACAAGCACGGGAAAACCAACGCCUGGACAGCUGAACUCAAUGACAAGUCACAGUGGCUUCAGAUUGACCUCCUAGUUCCUAAAAAAAUCACUGGCAUCAUUACUCAAGGAGCAAAAGACUUUGGAGUACAUCAGUAUGUGAAAUCCUUUAAAAUUGCCCACAGUGAUGAUGGAAAGUCUUGGUCUAUUUACAAGGACAGCGUAACGAAAACAGAUAAGGUAUUCCAGGGCAACUAUGACAACUACAGCCACAAGCGCAACCUCUUUGAUCCACCGUUCUACGCACAGUUUGUCCGGAUCUUGCCUCAGACCUGGCAUGAACGCAUCACCCUCCGUGUGGAGCUGCUGGGAUGUCACGAAUAGACCUUGCUUCUUGCAUGUGAUAGGGGAAUAUCUGAUAUGUGUUAUACGCUGAUCUGCAUCACUGUAUUGUACCUUUUAUACACACUGGAAUGCCAGCUUCAUUUUAUAAUAACCUUUUCAUUGUCACAGACGAAUUGAACAUAUUUGAAAGCAAGAGAACCCUUUACAUUUGUAGUGUUCCUCCCCUUCGCUGGUGAUCUUCCGUCACUUACUAUCCCCAUAUCCUUUUGACCUCUUCAAAGAGAGUCACUAGUGAGAAUCCCUGCUGGCAAACGAAGCAGGGGAAUGAUUGAGAGGUCAGGUUACCCAGAUAUCUGCACAGUGAGUGAAAGAGAUCUUUCAGAAUGAAAUGUUUUGAGUCCUCUGAUCAUCUUCCUCUGGCGAAGUGCCUGACUUCCACCUGAGAACUCCGUGGAGUAGUAAGAGUAAAAUCGGGAGCUCAUCCUGCAGCGGGGAGCAUGGGCACAGACCAGUGCCUCACUGCUUCCCCUCGGAUAUCCUUAAAUGAUUGGCCAUUGAAUUAACCUCUGCUGCCUCUCUCUCCAAUGCGACGGGGCAGGAGGGAUACUUCACGGCAACACAUCGUCAAGAAAAUAUCAAGCUGCAUAAUCUUCAUAAGUCGUGGUUAUGGAGUAGAAUCCCUCAUAAAGGUUUAACCUUAUGGAGGUGGGUCUAUUUUAACUUUUUGCAAUAAGAUGAAAUGGACAAUUUCAGGUCAAUUGGCCAUUGUCCAACUCUCCUGAUUUUUCACUUCUACAGAACAUGAGAAAAUAUUACAAUCUUCCAGGUCAAAAUUGUCCAUUUCCCGCAAUUGCCCAAAGUGAAAAUUACCCCCAUUAUCUCCCUACCACGAUCUGUAAGGUUGAGUAGCCCACCUUGCUUUGGAGCACAUUUUUAUGUGCAAAACACUGGGGCAAAAUAAAUGGGUCACUUUUGCAGUCCAAAGAGUUUCAAAGAGAUUACAAUCAGUGUAGUGGUGUGUAAGGAGGGAGAUCAUGAACUUAAAUCUGUAACAGCUAUCUAUGACUUUGGGUCAUGCUUGCUCUAUGGAAGGACACCAUGGCAGUUUGAUAGCAACAGAUAGAAUUGACAUCCCUGAGGCUAAAGAACAAAUAUCCUGCACUAAAGAUAGCGGAAGCCUUCCAUUUCUUCUAUUGUUGAGGCUUGGAGAUGGAGUCAGAGGAAGAUCCAUUGAAAAUUUCAAGAUGGAGAUUGGUAGAUUUUUGUUGGCAAGAUUAUUAAGUAGUACAGUUGAGUAGGAUGCAGCAUUUAUCAUCUAAUUGAAUGGCGGAACAAGCUCAAGAGUGAUUGGUCACCUCCCCUGUCACCUCAUUCACUACAAUAAAUAAGAGAAGAAAAUUCUCAACAAAUUUCUCAGGCAGUCUCUUGUAGUUAAUGAUGACUUGAAAUGAGGCCAGCUUUGGAUCCACAGACUCUGCAGCAGGAAGGGCAAGGGAUGCUUGACUGGAUGGAUGGGUGGGUGGUAUGGGCUCCGACUGUUUUGUGUGUUCAUUACAAAGAGAUCAAGGCUCUCUAUACUUUCUUGGAUGCUGCUCCUCCAUUUUAAUUGUCUGAGACUAGGAAUCCUUACAAGCUGGUGAGGAUGAUAAUUUUUUCCCUGGAUGCUUUGAGGUCAUCCUGAAAGCACUUCUUCUAUCCUCCUAGUAAUCCGUUGCUAUGACAGAGUGCCUGCCUCAGGAGUCUGUUGUUGAUUCAUCUGAAUGUAAUUAGAGCCUCAGUGCUGGGGAUAUUGGCCUGGGAGAGGAUGCUGACAAUGGCUUAUUUAUCCUGCCAAUAGAUUUGGAGGUUUUAGAGGAGACAGCAUUGCUUGUAACUUCCAGUGCUCUGAGGUGCCUUCUGUAGGUAUCAGAGGGCAUGGGUCGCUGCUGUUUUGUGUCAGAUCUGAUAUCUUCCUCUUCAAAUACUCAGAUGUCCAAAGGUGAUUGCGAGUUUCAUUGUUGAUGUCUGCCUUUGCUGACAGGUGGCUCCUGAGAUAUGGACCUUCAUUGUCAGAAGACAGUGAUGUGUGAUGGGGGCAAGUUGGUAAAAGACCCUUGCAGAUGUCCAGUGCAAGAUCCAUCCUCUUGGAUACUUCAGACAAUGAUGACUUGGAGCUUGGCCUCCGAGUAUUUACAUGUGAAAAUGUAUCUCUGUAGUAGCUCUGACUGAGGUUGGGGUGACCUUGGAUCUGGAGUGGGUGUGAUGUAGGUCAAACAGUUUCCAAUCAUUUUGUAGAAUAGCUCCACUCCUGCAGGGAACUUGUGGAGGUGAGGUAAAACGUUGUGGCAAAAAUGAUGUGGAUGAUCUAUCACUUGCCUACACUGGCAUGUCACAAUCUACAAAGACUCCAUUGGACAUUCCUCACAAGAUUGACUUGAAGGUGAUAUUUCUGCUUUGUAUUUGCAAAUUAUCCUCUCCCUUGCAGAUUUUCUUAUUGGUCCUGUGCACUUUUUCCUCAACUGCCAGUGUGUUUUUCGACCCAGCUUUACCAAGGUAUUGGAUACUGGGACUGGAGGGUGGGGAGUGGUUGGUGGACGAUUGGUUGGUGUGAGGGCACCUGUAGAGCACAUGCACCACACUAUGAACCACUGCACAUCCACAAAAUGUCCAGACAGAAAUUCUCCCUAAAAUAAUCCAAUCGACUUUAACGUAUGUACUUGUGAUGAUGCCUGUAAAUAACCCCUUGUAAAACAGUGUGGGCUUCUACUGGUGACCUUCAGGUAUUUAUUGAUUUGCUUAUUAAAUUGGGUGACAAGUUCUUGCACUUUAGUUUUCCUUUAGAUUAAAUGUUGGUUGUCGAUAGCUUAGUCUGCUAAUUUUAACUAAUUGAUUAAUUCACUAUGCAAUUAUAAUUUCCAGUUUAAUUACUUUAGAGCAAUUAUGAUAUAAAGUCCCUGUGAAAGUUUGAAGCAAUGUGUAGAGUGACUGAACCAAUGCACGUACAGGGAGUAGGUACCAAAGUAGUAGAAUUAAUUGACAAGAUGCCUUGCCCAGAUGCACGAUAGAGACAUGUUAAUUUAACCUCAGAGUCUGCGCUUUGGUACCUACAUGCUGCUGACACCCAGUGUUCAGUGGGAUGAUGGUUUGGCACCUGGGGAUUGUUUUCAGUGAACUGCAGCAGGAUAAGGUUGAAUAGUAAAGAUGUGAAAAUGACUAAAUUCUCGAGGUUUCCUAGAUUACUUUUGCAGAUCAAUAGAUCACUAAUACAGAACAAAAUCAAAAUACUUCAUGUAAAUGCUGCAAAUCUGUGAUAAAGACCGAAAAUGUUGGAAGCACUCCGUAGGUCAGGAGGUCUGUGGGGAGAGAAGCAAAAUAAAUGGUCUGGAAUUUGUGCUCAGCAAUGAAAUGACACAUCCCAGUUUCUGGACCAUUGGCCCUGCUUCUCUCCCUUCUAGUGUCAGUUGUUAAUUCAGUGGGAUCACUGGCAGCUAGUAAGAUGCCAUCAAACUGGCUGAGCAGCCAGUCACAGGCAGAAAACUAGGAAGAGACUUGGACAACUUUGCUUUGGAAAAUUAAGUGGAUAGAGUGAAAGACAUGAUUGUGCAAAGGCUGUGAGGAGGAUUAACUUGAUGAGAUAAAGUCCAUGAUAUGUUCAUUUGAAUUGAUUAUAUGGAUGGAUUAGAGUCCGCAAUAAGAUGGACAAUACAAGUGUUGUAGGAACCGAGGUAUUCAUCGGCCAGAUGUUCUUUUCUCAAUCCAUUGUUUCUUGUCUUCUAUAUCAGGGUGUGUGUCUGGUGAUUGGGAAAUGGGGGUGGAUAUGAAAUCAGAGAUCGAUUCAGGAAACAAGGAUUCAACUGAAUGUAUAUUGCAUGAAAACUUUUUAAAGGGUUUUUACAGCCAUAUACUUUUUACAACAAUUAACUGUAUGCAGAAGGUUGUGUUUGUAUUCAUUAAUGGGAUGCUCGAAUUGUUAGCAAGGCCAGCAUUUUUUAUCCAAUUCUAUCUGACCCUUGGAAAAGGGAGGUAUCUUCUUGAACUGCUGCAGUCUCUGAGGUGCUGAGAGUGAGUUACAGGAACAGCGAUAUUUUUCCAAGUCAGGAUGGUGUGUGACUUAGAGGGGAAAACCCGGAGGUGGUGAUGUUCCCUGCUGUCAUGGUAUUUCCAGAGGGGAGAAGGUUUGGGAGGUUGGCACUUGAGCCAGAGAAGUCUGCUUUCUCCUGGAUAGUAUUGAGCUGCUUAAAUUCUGUUGGGGCUGGGCUCAUCCAGGCAAGUGAAUGUAUUCCAGUGACACAAGAGAUUCUGCAGAUGCUGGAAUCUGGAGCAACACACACAAAAUAAUGGAGGAACUCUGCAGGUCAGGCAGUGUCUAUGGAUGGGAAAUAAACAGUCGACGUUUUGGCAGUCCUGACGAAGGGUCUCAACCCGAAACAUCGACUGUUUAUUUCCCUCCAUAGAUGCUGCCUGACCUGCUGAGUUCCUCCAGCAUGUUGUGUGUGUUGCUGGAGUGUACUCUAGCAUAUUUCUGACUGGUGCUUUGUAUAUGGGGGAAAGGCUCUGGGGAGUCAGAUGUGUCACACAUGUCAGAGUAUCCAAGCUCUGACAUGCUCCUGGACCUAGAACUGUUACAUUUCAGGUUAAAGGACCCCCCCCCCACCCCCCCACUUUAUCCAGUUUCCCAUAAAUUUUGAUGGAGAGGAACUCAACAACAUAAUGCUGAUUGGUGUCAAGGAUAUGUGAUUACACUUUCCCUUGCUGCGAUUUUCACUGCUGGAUGCUUAUGAGGCCUAGGUGUUGCUGAAGGAAUUCUGUUAGAGGCUCAACUAUCUUCAGCAACUGAGAAGAUUGGCCCAAAACAACCAUCUUUUGGGUUGGGUAUGACUUCUGCAUCCUGAUUUAACUUGACUUCAGCUUUAUUGGUGCCUCUCUUGUUCAAAUCCUACGUCGAUGUCAAAGGCAGUCAGGUGACAGCCAGUUCUUUUAUUUACAUUUGGACUGGGAAUAAUGUGCAUAACUGAAGUUAGGAUUCCAAAUAAAACUAUUAGAAUCACACAAUACAGAAGGAGGCCAUUCAGCCCAUCAUCUUGCUGCUGGUUCUUUGAAAGAGCUCUCCAGUAGCCCCAUUUUAUUUUGCUUUUUUCCCUAUGAACCUGCAUACUUAACAGGCAGAUAUCUGGUUCUGGUUUGUCUGUGCUGGCGAGGUAUAGAAUACUGAUUUGUGCUGAAUAGGUACAAGUUUCUUUCUGUGACUGAUAUGUUAAACUGUUGUUCUUUUAAAGACAAAUGACUUACAAAUUAUGGUACAAGUCUCUUUCUGUGACUGCCAUACCUUGGCUUUUCUGAUCAUAUCCUGAAAAUAAGGCAAGAUAAACUUCAACUCACCCCUUUCACCACCAAAAGAGAAUCCAACAAAACUCAAUGAAGGUGUCUUUUAUAAGUUAAUAGAGCUGGCUGACCGAUGUCCUAUAACUAUAUCACAGGGUCAGCAGAUCUUGAGAGGCAUCAGACAGCUCCACUGAAGACAAGAUUGAAUUAACCAUGCUUGCGCUGAAUUGCGUACAUCUUGCCUGCUCUAAAUUUAUUAUAACAAACGACUUACUUUGUAUGGUAAGGUGUAAAGCACAAUGUACACUCCUCCACUCUCUGCAACUGAUUUAGCUAAGAGCUAACUCCACUGGAUUUCUCUUUAUCAUUGGUGCAAACAUUAAAGGGGAUUAAACAAAACAUUUCUUUUGGG
Messenger RNA from Pristis pectinata (smalltooth sawfish), 7321 nucleotides. Its product is annotated as EGF-like repeat and discoidin I-like domain-containing protein 3. Lineage: Eukaryota; Metazoa; Chordata; Chondrichthyes; Rhinopristiformes; Pristidae. The record is from RefSeq and is a predicted model, not a curated record. Bases 157 to 1647 code for a protein of 496 amino acids. The transcript is spliced from 11 exons. Gene Ontology annotation, molecular function: calcium ion binding.